GAUAUCGAUCGCGCCAAAUGCAAUUUUGAGCUACAAUUGUAGUGCCGAGGAUCAUAUCUUUGGUGAUUUCACGGCGUUUCACGGUCCUACAGACUUAGGCCGAGCUACUGGAAUUUUCCGGAUCAUAGCAUAGAUAAUUGGAGAAAUGUCAAUGGGUCAGCCAAAUUGUAUCAAUCAUACUCUCUUUGUUGUGAUAGAAUAGCGAGACUAAAGUAACAUGGCGGAAAGGGUAAUGGAGAAAAGCAUCUACCAAGAUGACAAUAUGGUGCAAACAUCGGAAGAAGAGUCAUCGGAUGACACCAGUGCAUGGGACAGCGAUCCCGUGACCCAGAGGCAGAAGUCAAGCAGACAAUAUCACCCAGUCAGGGGUCAACCAGAAGAUGUUAGUCAGUCUGGUGGCAGCGAUGAGGACGAUCCAGACCCCAAUCCCAACAUGGAAGGAAAACUUGAAAAUGGCAAGAUGUUCAGGGUGGGUCUGGAUAACGGAGAUGAGCGAGAAGCGGGUCGGGAAAGGACGAUGGAAGAGAGAAGCGGUUUGAGGGAUGGUGGAGUUACAGCUCAGAUAAAUGGUGGUGGACAUCACCGGAGCAAUCAUGCCAAUGGUAAUGAUGACCUUGAUGAUGACCUUGAUAAUGGACAGGAAGAGGAAGAUGGAAGCACAGCAUCAGAAGGAGAUGGAGAGGUGUAUUCAAAUGAGAUAUCUUCCAAAGUUUACAAGGGACAAGAGCAGUUUGGGAGUGAAGACAAGAAUGAUGACGGGAUGAAGGAAGAUCAAGAGGAGGAAGACAUUGAAGAGAUCGAUCUUACCAGAGAACAUCUUCAACAGAAUUUCUUGAGGAUGAAUAAUGGAGAAAGUCAAUACCAGCAGUCAAGGGUGAUGUACCUACCCUCCUUUGGAUUCCUGGGACCCACUUCCCUUGGUCCAACAUCCCUCGGUCCUACCUCACUGAAUGCUGUCAUGGGAGAUCUCUUUGCUGGUGCCCCAAGUUUAGACAUCGAUCAGUCCGAUUCAGGAAGCAAUUUCACAGGGUAUGACCAGGAUGAAGGACUCUACAACGACUACAAUAAGGAAAGUCAAGGAUGCGAAGAAGGAAAACCUAGAGACGAUGAUGAGAAUCUUGGUGAGCUAUUUACAACCCUGAGGCUUCAGCAUGAUGAACAAAUGAAAGCCCAGCAGGAUCACCAUAGAAAACAGCUUCAGUGGCUCAGAAACCAACUCAUCACUGAAAGAAAUGACGAGAGCUUUCAGAAUGGUGCUGUUGGUCAUGAACCUGCUACCUCAGGGGUCCGACCACACGUCCAAGGUGCCAGUACAGAGGAAGGAGAUAGUGGGGAAACACAGUCCCAAGACGUAGACUCCGCACAUGCAUCAGGCCACAUGAAUUUGGAGGAGGUACCGCUCCUUGACCAGGCGGAAAACACCUCAGAGACCUCCACCUGUGUGUCCAGCUCACUGGACAUUACCCAGAUGACCACGUGGUCAGAUGUUCAUGGUCAUAGGCAGUCAGGAGAGGCUCAUAGGAACCAACAUCAACAAGCUACAGCAACUGAGGCAGCCAUACUGGAGCAGAUGCAGCGUAACUUUGAGUUGGAGCAAGCCGCCUUGCACCAGGAAUACCAGUCCCAGGUCAACAGAUUGCAGCAAGAGUGGUUGACCCAGCAACAGAUGCAGACACACCAGAAACAACUGGUCGAGGACAUGUUGCAGCAACAAGAAAAGAGGUUGCAACAGAUGACGCAACUUCAGAAAGAUGCGGAAGAAACCAGUUCCAUCUAUUCAGAUUUUACUUACUGGAAGCUGGAGGAAGGAGAUACCUACAAGGAUUUACCCCAUUCUAAACCGAGGGGAGGGCAACCAUCCAUGGAGAGGGACUCCCUGCUGUCAGAUGAUGCACAGAACACCCCUCAGGAUGAAAUGGUAUCAUCCAAGCAUUUGAAUAAGAACUCAAAUGGAGCCAAGCUUGUGGAAAGUCCAAGGACAUCUUCAAAUCGCAUCGACCUUCAGGAGAAGUAUUCUAGACACAUCGCUGACAUGGAGGCGUACUAUGAGGGAGAGCUUGAGGAUCUUCGCAAGCAGCUUGCUCAGGCCAGGCUAGCGUCAUCCGCCAUCGGGAAUGGUCAUGGGGAAGAGCUGGUGGGAGCGGAUACGAGCAAGCUCUAUAGGCAUUGCCAGCAGCUACAGACCAGCCUCAAUGCUGCUAAUAGUCGAAUACAGGAUCUGGAAGAUACAGUGAAGGCACUGGAAUCUAGAUUGUUAGAAUGGCCGGACAGGUACAGUCUUGCUAAUACCAAUAUUGAGAUCCUUCAGAAGAGAGCCGAUGGCCUUCUUCACUUGGUCAAACAAAGAGAAGAUGACUUCAACAAACUGGAUAGAGAGAAUAGGAAGCUCCAGUAUGAGCUCCUUGAAGCUCAAGAGCAACAGCAAUCACAGCAGAAUGAAGGCAAGAGAGACCAGGUUAUGCUGAGUAAGUUGAUAGCGAAGCUCACUCAGCUGACAGAACAACAUGAUAAUACACAGGCUGAGCUUCUAAAGGUCCAAGUGAAACUAGAAGAGGCAAAUCUCUCAAUAGCUGAUCUGAAGAGGACGGCUGUCAGGCAGGAACUCGAGAUCAGGCAGCUUGAAGGUGAAAAGAAGAAGCUCCUCAACCACCAUGACGACCUUCGUCUCAUGGUGAGUCCUUUCUCCACCAGCCCCCUUCCAUCCAGUCCCCAUCUCCAAAGUGGGCUUGGUGAAACCCAGCAGUCGGUGAAGAAUCACGAUGGUGUGACCGACUUCUUGAGGAGUCCCAGUGAAACAAGACCAAAUCUAUCAGAGGGCAGUCCACAUCAUGAAGCAACAUCUGCAAAGAGCCCACCGAGUGUAGGAGACAGUCUGCGUCUGAGUGUUGAAGACAGGAAGUUCCUUCGAUCAGGAGCAAACUACAAUAUAUUGACCGGAUGGUAUUCAGAAGCAAAGACUCCUAGCAUCGAUGUAACAAACAGUACUACUGAGCAACGUGAUGUCAUAUCCCCAAUCCAAGCAAUAACCUCACCUCGUGACACACUUCAUGCCCCCUUUGACUCUGACCUUGAAGAGCGCCCUCUUUCACCGAUGAUGAAAGCAGCUGCACAGUUUGACAGGUGGCAGAGCAGUGGCAAGUCACCACGCAGCCAGUAUAAGUCGAGUCAAUCACCCAUGGAGCUGGGCAUAAGUUCCCAUUUGAAUUCUACUGAAAUCCCCGUCAGAGAUUUACCAGUGAGGAAGAAUGAGACAAAUGGUGACCAAUCAGUGUCGUAUAAAAAGAGGACAAAGGAUGAGAAGAAUAGUGGGAGAAGAGACAAGGGUAGGCAAAUUGAGAGUAAAGACAAAAAUACAGGACUUAGGGUGAGAGUAUCGGCAGCACCUGUUCUUGACAGAGAGAAGGAGAGGUCCGCAAAGACUGCUUCUUACAAGAAACCCUCGACAAUCGCAGAUAUCAUCCAACCUGGAAAGAACAAUGACUCCAGUCUCCAUGUCUGGGCCUUGCACCAAAGUCCAGACACUGCAAUGUCCAGUAAGACCAGGAACUCUAAGGCAAGCCCGAGACAAGGGGUAGCGGACUCACCAAGUCAGGCUGCAAGGAAGAACCUUGCGAAGUAUUCCCUCAAAGAUGGAGGUGGAACGGGAGGAAGCGAGAGGAAGAAGAGGACGAGCCCCAGGAGGAAUCUGUCGGCCAGCUUCCAAGCUUCGGAAAAGAAAAACAAGGAUGGGAUGAAUCCGAGGAAGGGCAAGAUGAGCAGUAAAUCAGUUCAAACACCAGGUGCUGGUGAAGACUCUCUUGAGGCGAUGUUGCAGAAUGUAAGGGAGGGUCAUGUGAUCACGAGGGCUGACUGGGAGAAUGGAUUUGCAGAGAGCAGGUUAGCUGCUGACAAGAAUGCCAAAAGGAUGACGUCCAAAACUGCAGAGACACCAGAAGCCAUUUUGAAGAGGCUAUCUAAAGAGAGUAAGAAACUAGACGACCUCAUGUUAGAAAAAAGAAAGUUGGAGAGUGACUUAUCUCAUCUGCCAAACUCUGGACCUGCUAAUGCCAAGAGAAUUGAACAACAGGAAAAACUUGAGGAAAGGCUAGACCAGGUGACGAGAGAGCUUGGAUCAGUCCGCAUGCUCCUCAGGAAGUACAACGCCCUCAAUAUGUCAUUUUAGACCAGACUGUCCGUCCGACAAACCGCACCCCCAUCACUGGCAGUGUUUGUUCUUCUACUUCCACACACAUCCACCAUACUAAUGUGUUUACAUUGCAAGUGUAUGGCCAGUAUUAUGUCGUGUGUGAGGUCAGGUGAUUACUUUGUAUCUGGUCAGUUGAUUGAUUGUGUUUACAUUUGUCAUAUUUUAUCGCACAUGGAUAAACGUUAAUGGUAAUAGCCCUUGUCCAGAUAGGUGCGAGUCAUGUAGGGUUAUGGAUAUCCAUGGUAUAUCCAAUUAAACCGUGCAUGGUGGCUCAGUGAUGGAGUACUCUCCUAAGGAACAGAAGGUCAUCAACCUGAUCCUCGGCUGAGAAUUGGUUGCAAGGCGACAUUCUUUAGGUCGGAUCGUCACCUAUCUGUCAGGUCAAAACAUGAUCAUACUAAAAGUAAUCUAUUAAAUCAUAUUUUGUACAUUUUUUUUUCAAAUCUGAAAAGAUUCAAAACAAUGGUCACAAACAGUAUGUGUAUCAAAAAAUCAAUAUUUUCUGAGUUUUUGUUUUCUAGAAAUACUAGAAAAUAUUAGAGCUAUACUCAGGUAGGUCCAUUCCAACAGUUGUAAACACUAAGUUCAACUCCAUAAUUUUGACAUAAUGCUUCAUGAUUGUUAUGUAUCCAGGCUGUUUAAAAUCCAUUUUGGUAAGUGUCACGGGCUCCGUGGUUUGUACCAAUUUAAACUCUCCAGCUGCGAUUCGGCUCCAGCCUAAUCACAACUUAUCAUUGGAUAAUCUACUGAAAAUGCUAUGUUGACUUGCAUAAUGAACGAAGACAAAUAUUUCACUUGCUGGUACUAGGGGUUGGAGGGCACGUAAGCUUGCUGUGUCCCUCCUCUCCACAAAUUGAACAGUGAAACUUUCUCUUGACCAAACUUGCUGCUCGCAAGGCAUGCAGCUGCUGGGAUGUAUACAUCCAAUGAAACCAGAGGACAUCUCGCAAGCUUUCCUCAACUGUACUUCUCCUGGAAGCAUAUUUCCUGAGAUGACGAAACAGUUUGUUUGCUGCCUCACUCCCUUCUCCACUAAAAGCUCCAAUGCUGCCUGGGUCAUCGAGGAUUUCUUGCACAUGUUCAAUCACUUUGUGCAAGUAAUUUGGCCACAUAACAUAGCCAAAGUUAUCAAGCAGUUCUUGGCCCAUCUUCACUGCAGUGGCCUUAUAUUUGGUGACCUCUUCUCGAACUGGCUUAAGAGCUCUGUAGACCUUCCGAAGCGAUCUGAAUUUUUCAAGUACAGAGGAUAGAUGAUGCCUCCUCUCAGCUGAAGGGAGGAGUUCAAGGAAGCAUUCCUCAUUCUUGAAAUCGAAAAGUUCUCUCGCAUAAUUACCUGGCAUCAUUAGGGUUGGUGCCAAGCCAAUUCGGGAACGAACGUCGUUUAGCCUCUUCUCCGCGUCACUUAUGUACUCUCUGAAAUCCUGAUUCUGUUCCCAUACUUGUACCCCUGCAAUCUCCCUGAUGAUAACCUUCUUAAAGACCUUUAAAAAAUGAGACCUUCUGCCUUCUAGCCGGGCUCUUGGCAUGGUAAAGGGAAGUAAUAACAUUGUUAUGCAGGGCCCGCUAUAAAGUGAUUGCCAUAAGUCAUUAUUUAUUAUCAGGGCAAUUCCAUAGAAUGGUCAACCCAUUUGUAUGUCUGUCCCCCAAUUUUCUCAAGUCUUACUUCACUUAAUAAACUGAUGAAGUCAUGAUCAUUUGACAGUAUUACAGACUGUCAAAAUAACCAGAAAUCAAAGACAGAAUAUUUCACGAAGGUCCUACAUAUACAUAUAGGGGGUUGGAUGUACAUAUUUUAUGGAAUUGCCCAACACUAAUUACCUCAUAUUGUUGAAGUUUUUUUUUAGAUUUGUUUUUUGUUGUUGCUGUGCUUGUGUUUCUUUUCAAUUUUAGUCAGGUUUUUUUGUUCAAGAAUCUGUAUACAGAGUGAAAAUAUAAUGUAUUUUUUUUUUAAGUGUAACUGAUAAUAUUCUUUGAAUCAGUGGUGUUACAUUUGUGCAAAUUUGCAAAUAUGGCUUUGAGUGUGUGGUUUAAAACCAUGACUGACAUAGAUUACAUACAUUACUUACAAUUAAUCUAGCACAUUUAUUGAGAAUAGGUCUGGAUAAACAAAGUGUGUUUCUGUCACAAGAGGCAUUAAUAAGCCAUUUUAAAAUGAAUGAGUUCAUUUGAAUUAACUUACAUAAAUUGUAAACUCUGGUAAGCUCUUACCAGGUAGAAGGAUAUAA
Molecule: messenger RNA, 6411 nt
Organism: Lytechinus pictus (painted urchin)
Lineage: Eukaryota; Metazoa; Echinodermata; Echinoidea; Temnopleuroida; Toxopneustidae
Product: myosin heavy chain, striated muscle-like
Exons: 21
Coding region: 218-4162 (1314 amino acids)
Cellular component (GO): centriole
Source: RefSeq, a predicted model, not a curated record